Messenger RNA from Salvia miltiorrhiza (redroot sage), 1538 nucleotides. RefSeq names its product probable 2-oxoglutarate-dependent dioxygenase SLC1. The coding region runs from base 198 to 1328 and encodes 376 amino acids. The transcript has 5 exons. The record is from RefSeq and is a predicted model, not a curated record. Lineage: Eukaryota; Viridiplantae; Streptophyta; Magnoliopsida; Lamiales; Lamiaceae.
AACCAGUAGCUCCCUAAAACUAGCUACCGUUUCAACUUAUUUUAUCCUAUUUUUGCACUCGUGAUUCCUUCUAUAUAAACACCCUUUGCUUUCUUCCUGAUCCCACCAUUAAUUCAUUACACAUCCCCUUGUGAUACUAUAUUCUUCACGUGAAAUUUUUAUAUCCAGAUAGAAAAUUAUAAGCAGUAAAGUAAAGAAUGUCUCCGGCAAUUGCAUUAAUGUCGAGGGCGAGGAACGAUGAUCCGUCGGAAAAUUUGUACGAGAAAGGUGUCAAAAACAUGUACGAGAAUGGAAUCGAGCAUGUUCCUCGCAAGUACGUACUGCCCGCUUCGGAGCGCCCGAAUGUUGUAAUAAGCGACAGCCCUGAUGACCUCGUCGGUCUUCACCUUCCCGUCAUCGAUUUUGCUCAGUUGCAAGGCCCCGACCGCUCCCAGGCCCUUCAGUCCCUCGCACACGCCUGCGAAAACUUCGGCUUUUUUCAGCUUGUGAAUCAUGGUAUAGCGGAGGAGGUGACGGAGAAGAUGGUGAAUGUGGGGAAGAGGUUCUUCGAGAUGGCGUUGUCGGAGAGAGAGAAGUACAUGACGGGCGAUAUAAAGGCGGCGGUGCGGUACGGGACGAGCUUCAAUCAGAAUCAGGACGGCGUGUUUUGUUGGAGGGACUUUCUGAAGCUCAACUGUCACCCUCUGCCCCAACACCUGCCUCAUUGGCCGUCUUCCCCUCUGCACUUCAGGCAGUCAGCGGCAUGUUAUGCAGAGGAAACAAGAGCGUUGUUCGUAAUGGUGGUGGAGGCCAUCCUAGAAAGCCUAGGGCUAAACAACAAAACAGAAAAAGAAUCAAUUUUGAAAGAAAUGGAAGAUGCAAGCCAGCUAAUGGUGGUGAACUGCUACCCGCCAUGCCCGCAGCCUGAUUUGACAGUGGGAAUGCCACCUCACUCCGAUUACGGUUUCCUCACGCUCCUACUCCAGGAUGACGUGGAAGGCCUGCAGAUUCUACACAAACAUCGUUGGCUCACCGUUCGUCCCAUCCCCGGAUCCUUCGUUGUCAAUGUGGGCGACCACCUCGAGAUAUUCAGCAAUGGGCAGUACAAGAGCGUGUUGCAUAGAGUGUUGGUGAAUUCGAUGAAUUGUAGGGUUUCAGUGGCUUCUUUACUUAGUUUCCCGUUCACGACGACAGUAAGACCGGCGGCCAAGCUGAUUACAGAGACCAAUCCGAGGCGGUAUAAAGACACUGAUUUUGCUACUUUCCUAGAGUAUAUCAAAUCUUGUGACUCCAAGAACAAAAGUUUCCUUCAGUCCAGGAGAUUUGAGUUAAACGAUGAGUCUAGCUAGGGUAAAAGAAUUAAAUUAAAGGACAUAGACACCGUUUUUGUUGUUUUGACUUUUGUAGCACCAAUUAUAUAAAAAUUAUUAGCUGGUGGUGUAACAAGUGCCCGCGACGGUUGACGUGCAACAUCUAUAUUAUAGAGUGGAGAAUUAUCAUGUAAAAUAAUAAUUUAUGUUUUUCCAUUAAAAUCAUCUUUUUAUUUCUAAAGGAUUUCA